Messenger RNA from Brienomyrus brachyistius, 1213 nucleotides. It is a transcript of the gene plex9.2, whose product is annotated as three prime repair exonuclease 4. The transcript has 2 exons. Gene Ontology annotation, molecular function: 3'-5'-DNA exonuclease activity; nucleic acid binding. The coding region runs from base 324 to 1019 and encodes 231 amino acids. The record is from RefSeq and is a predicted model, not a curated record. Gene Ontology annotation, biological process: DNA catabolic process. Gene Ontology annotation, cellular component: cytoplasm. Lineage: Eukaryota; Metazoa; Chordata; Actinopteri; Osteoglossiformes; Mormyridae.
GGGGGUGGGGGUACUUUUAUUCGCUCAGCCACCCUUGCCAGAUGAUUUCUAUUUCAGUUGCUAAUUAUAAGGGAUUCGUUAAUACAAGUGAUUCUGAAUCACUUUCCAGCGCACGUGUGUGUGUCGCACUCGUUAGGGGGGGUUAAGGCGCUUUACAAAACCCCGGCGGUGCAAAAAAGCGAAGAACAAUAUUCACAGCAAAGGAAGUCGUUUUGGUACAACUUUAACCGUGGUCUCCGUGGAUAGACGCGGACAAACAGAUCACUGUUCAUACGGGAUGGCAGUGGCAUUAGAAGAUUACGAGAUCGUAUUCUGACGCCGUCAUGAAGCCCCACUUUGUCUUCUUCGACUUGGAAACCACGGGACUAGGGCCCAGGUGUGAUAUGGUCCAGCUGGCUGCAGUGAGUGGCGGGCACAGCUUCAACCUCUACAUGGUUCCUCGCUGCAGGAUGCAAAGAGGGGCAUCUGCAGUGACUGGUCUCCGUGUCAGGCGGCGUUGCCUGUACAUGCAUGAGGUCCCCGUUCUCGCAAACACCCACCAGGAGGCGCUGAUGGCUUUCCUCGCCUUCUUGCGGAUGCUGGACCGCCCCCUCCUCAUUGGCCACAACAUCAGGAAGUUUGACUGCCCUGUGCUCUACAGGACCCUAGAGGAGUUCCAGUUGAGCUCCGAAUUCCAGCGUAGCAUCUCUGGCUUCCUAGACACACUUCCCCUGGCCCGAGACCUCCUAGGUGACUGUGGUCUCCAGAGUUACCGGCAGGAGAGCCUGGUGAAGGCCGUCCUGGGUGUCCGCUACGCCGCACAUGAUGCCCUGGAGGAUGUUCGAGCCCUACAAAGGCUGUACUGGGCUCUCCAGCCCACAGCUGAGCAGGCCCUCCGCCACACCUUCACCCUGCCCAUUACGGAGCCGGGAGCAGCCUGCCGAGUGAAGCGGCACUGCAGGCAUCCAGGCCAGUGCCCCCUGUGGUGUUAUUUGAGGCCAAUGGCACAGGCCUCCUCUGAGGCUGUAGGGGGAGACUGAGCUGCAGGGCAGAGAGUGUUUGGUGAGGCUAUUUAAGAAUUUUAAUAUUAAUAUCCAAGGCUAAGCAACAACAAACUGCCGAAGGUGCAGUGGAGAUAUUUGGUUUUUCUUAUUGUGCAACAUGGUAAUGAUCCCUUAAAAAAUGUAAAGCCUUUUUAAGUAAGUUAUAAAUAAUAAACUCGAUUUAGUUACUA